Molecule: messenger RNA, 4466 nt
Organism: Diprion similis
Lineage: Eukaryota; Metazoa; Arthropoda; Insecta; Hymenoptera; Diprionidae
Gene: ss
Product: neuronal PAS domain-containing protein 1-like
Exons: 10
Coding region: 801-3629 (942 amino acids)
Biological process (GO): regulation of transcription by RNA polymerase II
Cellular component (GO): aryl hydrocarbon receptor complex; nucleus
Molecular function (GO): nuclear receptor activity; protein dimerization activity; transcription cis-regulatory region binding
Source: RefSeq, a predicted model, not a curated record
AGCCAUGUGCAAAUUUUCAGGAUAGGGAUUAAGCCGAUGAUCAAAUGGAAUAGAAAACUCUUCAAUCAACGACGUGAUUGUAGUUUAGUGGCAGUUGAUGAUUAGUGAAUAACCGAAUUAAGGACUGUGAUGGUUUCGUUCUUCCAUCGUGGCAGAUAAGACCGUACUAAAAUGGAUACGCGGUGAAUGAUUUGAGGAUUUUUAUAUAAAAAAAAACUUUGGGAUACGUAAGGUUAUAGUAAAGCCUAGUAAACAGUGUCGUUGAGUGAAAUAUACGGGAACAAAUCUACAGAAAGCGAGUCCGUUCUCGAUGUUAUAAGUGUCACGAUGCACCCCUUGAGAGAGUGAACGAACCUCUUCGUCGAAGAACUCGCCAAGAGGAUAGCGAAGCUAGGUUGAAAUUCUCGACGGAAAAACGAUCCUCAGGCGACGGUACGAAGUGGUGAAUCGGAAACGGAACCGGCAGGAUAUUGCAGCGAACCCCACAGCGCCGUCAUCGUCGGGAGGUGCAGGUCGGGGCCGUCGAGGAUGACGUAGCCCGGGGGUGGCCGAGCCAGGGAAACAGUGCGACCCCGGUCCGCACCCUGUACGCGCUGGACAGAAGCGCGGCAGGGCUGGGGGUGGUCGGUGGAGUCGGUGGAGUCGGGAUCGGCCCCGGGGUGGUCGGCAUCUGCGGCCCGGGAACCGGAACGAUCACGCCGACGGACUACGUCACCGCGGGAUGCUACCCACCACCGGGCUCGACGCUUUCCUUGAGCGCCGUGCACCCCCAGCCCUCCACCGUCGUCGUUGACCAAGCGAUGACGCCCACAUCGGCGCCGGCACCAACCUCGGUCGCGGGGCCGAACAACCCCGUCGCCAUGAGCCAGCUGGGGACGGUUUACGCGACCAAACGCCGCCGGAGAAACGGAAAAAGUUUGAAGCCACCGCAGAAGGAUGGGGUGACCAAAUCGAACCCAAGCAAACGGCACCGAGAGCGACUAAACGCCGAGUUGGACACUCUCGCGUCCUUACUACCCUUUGAGCAGAACAUACUGAGCAAACUUGACCGGCUCAGCAUCCUCAGGCUAAGCGUGAGCUACUUGCGCACGAAGAGCUACUUCCAAGUUGUGAUGCACAAGGACAAGGACGAGAGUGCUCACCACGACUCGCAUUACCGAGCACGCGAGCUUGCCGCGCUCGCGGCAUACGACCACCAUCACCUAGACGGGGAAAUGUUCCUACAGGCGUUGAACGGAUUCCUGCUGAUCCUCACGUGCGACGGUGAAGUCUUCUUCGCAACUCACAGUAUCGAGAGUUACCUGGGCUUCCAUCAGUCCGACAUCGUUCACCAGAGCGUGUACGAGUUGGUGCACAGCGAGGACCGUGAGGAACUCCAAAGACAAUUGAUGUGGAACUCCUUCCUACCCGCAGAAAGCGCUGGUCUUCCGCUUAACGAUGCGCUGGCGCCUCAACACGGACAUCUCCUUGAGCGCAGCUUCACCGUCCGCUUCCGGUGCCUCCUGGACAACACUUCCGGCUUCCUGCGCCUCGACAUCAGGGGUCGAGUUAAGGUGCUCCAUGGGCAAAACCGGAAGACGGAAGACCCGCCAUUGGCGCUGUUCGCUCUCUGCACCCCCUUCGGUCCCCCCUCGUUGCUCGAGGUGCCCCAGAAGGAGGUUAUGUUCAAGAGCAAGCACAAGCUGGACCUCGCCCUCGUCUCUAUGGAUCAGCGAGGUAAAAUGCUUCUGGGUUACUCGGACGCUGAGUUGGCGAACCUCGGCGGCUACGACCUUGUGCACUACGACGACCUCGCCUAUGUGGCGAGUGCGCAUCAAGAACUUCUCAAGACUGGAGCAUCGGGCAUGAUAGCCUACAGGUAUCAGACCAAGGACGGUGGUUGGCAGUGGCUUCAGACGAGUUCAAGGCUCGUCUACAAGAACUCAAAGCCGGAUUUCGUAAUCAGCACACACCGCCCAUUAAUGGAAGAAGAGGGUCGAGACCUGCUAGGCAAGCGAACGAUGGACUUUAAGGUUAGCUACCUGGACGCAGGGCUGACGAACAGCUACUUUUCGGACAGCGAUAGCCUUACGAGUUCUGGAAUAACACCAACGCUCCCGGCUCAGCCGACGCCGCAGCGAGUCAACCGUCGCUACAAGACGCAGCUUCGAGAUUUCCUCUCGACCUGCAGAGGGAAGAGAACCAAGCUGACGAGUCAGUCCUCCUCAUCACCGCCAGCGACGCCGAGUGUGGCGUCUGUGGAUUACUUGACGGCUGACACGAGCGCCGCGGCGGCUGUGGCCGCGGCCUACAGCAACCUCAACAACAUGUAUCCAACCGCAUACGCGCCGACGGCGGUCGCCGCGACGACCGAUCCGUCCUUGACGACGUACAUAGGGCACACGGGAAACUAUCAUCAGACCCUGUACCCCGCUGGUGCCCUGGACAACCGCUACCUGACGGCAACGGAGAACCUCUUCCAGUACCGUCCGUUGGGCUCCUACUACCCUGAGUACCACGCGACAACCGGUGCCUACAACGGUUUCCUCGACGUCUCGCUGCCCACCUACGACCCCCACCAACUGACGAGUUCAUCGUCGGGCAAAGGGGACGAUAAGCUGUACUGCCAACAGCUGGCUGAUUCCCCGAAGUACGGUUACGUCGAGGCUCGGCAUCCGGGUAGCGUCGGUUCCCCCUACGCAGCCAGUCCAGUGGCCACGGUACCAGUGGUCCACGGUCCAGGAAGUCGCCACUCUCUGGAGGGUGGUGCUUCGUCCAGUAAUUCGGCAGGUAGUUCGCCAGUGACGAGUGCUGGCACAGGCGUCCUUACACCGAAGAUGGAGGACGUCAAGCCGGACGUCAUCUACAGUGGGGAGGCUCCAAGGCAGACGGUCCUCAUGUGGGGUGCACCACCGUCGAGGUCACCACCGCGGAACAACGGCGCCUACAGCCCCCCGACAUCACAUUCCCAGACCACCCCAAACGACCCCUUGAAAUCGCUUGCGGAGAUGAACUCUGUCAACGGUGAUUGCAAGUGGAAACAGACCUCGCCUAACGGGCAAACCACUAGUGUAGCCUCAUCGACUAGUCCGACGAGGAGCAAGGCUCAGCAACAACAGCAACAGCAACAACAGCAGGCUCAGCAUCAGGGUCAGCAGCACCAUCAGCAGUACGCUGUGACCGCUGCCCAUUACCCCACUCCUGCAGGAUACCCGCACCCUCAUUCGGGACACGGUCACUCCGAGGGCGGUUCGGAGCACGUCACCGGGAUCGUUGUCGGGGGGAGGAAUUGCCGGGGUAAUGGGGACGAGACUGUCGAUGGAAACGGGCAACGGCAGCACCAGCAACAGCACCAGCAACAGCAACACCACCAACAGCAGCAGCAGCACCAGCAGCAACACCAUCAACAACAGCAGUCGCAGCACCAGCAACACCACCAUCACCACCACCACCACCACCAGCAGCAGCAUCACAACCAUCAGCAACAACAGCAACACCAACAUCAGCAACAGCAACAGCGUGUCGUAUCAUCUGGCCCACCACAAUCAUCACGGUGUGGUCCCAAUAAUGGGCUCACAGAUUCAAAGCCGGACACCGGGAGUCCUUUGCUGUCCAUCUCUGAGGUGACAAACACCCUGCUCAACCAGUAGCCAUCGAUAACAGAUCCAACGUAUCUAUUCGUUGUAGUCGACAAUUCUUCGCGACUAGGACGCUGAAGGACUUGUAUGAAAAUAAAGGCCUCGUCAGGCAAACUUUCACCAUAUUCCCACACAUUGGCCUGCGCUGCGGGCUAUCGUUCAAAUUGAUCGAUCAUGGAAUUUAUAAAUGCGUGAAUUGUACCAUACAAGACGACAAAAUUAUUAGUUCAAUUAAUCGAGAAUUAUAAAUUCUAUACACAUGUAUAAUGUAUAGUAUCAUAUAUCCUGUAAUAUAUAUAUAUAUACAGAGUGUAUUCCUAACGACUACACGGACCGUCGUCUGCUAAAAUAUAAUAACGCGCGCGAGCUACAAUCCGAGAACGACUGUUUACCAGGGUGACCAACUGUCUCUAGCUGUGAAAAUUUUUGAGGUUACAUACAUCGCGGCGAACUGUCGCCUAAAUUUAUGACAGUUGGUUGCCCUGACGAACAACCGCUCUCGAAUCGAGCGAUUGCGCAUGAAGUAUUAGCAGACGAUAGACCGUGCAGUCGUUAGGAAUUCAUUCUGUACAUACACAUUUACUGAUUGUUAUGCAUGUAUAAGUAACAUGCCUUAUUGGAGUAUCGACGUAUAUUAUCGUAAUAGAGGAGACCAAUUUCACUCAAUUUCACUACAAAAGUGAGGUAGGAAUGGAAGAAAAUUUUUAAUUCUAACUGAAACAGACUCAUGGAUUAUUGAUUUUAACCUCUAAUUUUUUUGGUGAAAGCCGUGCAGAUUGUAAAUCAGACGUCAGAUAUUCAAAUUUGACAAAUGCAGAUCGAACCAAUUGAGACAAUUAACCGCCAUGA